AUGAAGAAAUGUAUAUUGAUGAUGAUAAUUUUUUAAGUACAGAAUCAGAAAUUAUAGAUAAAAAUAACAACAAUAAAUAUUUAAUAGAAUCAGUUGAUAGUAGUUUUUAUGAAACUGAAGAAAAUGAAGAAGAAACAAUGAACCUGAGAUUGCAAAUAGUUUAUCAUCUAAAAA
This is a messenger RNA of Racocetra persica, 174 nucleotides long. The record is from the annotation of a GenBank genome assembly. NCBI's taxonomy places the organism in Eukaryota, Fungi, Glomeromycota, Glomeromycetes, Diversisporales, Gigasporaceae.